CUAAUCGUUAUUGUGAAACAAAAUUUGGGAAAAAGUUAUUUUAAUAACACGUAGAGACAAGGACAAUAUUGAGCAGAAGCUGGAAACUGGCAGUAACUAGAACUCGUUUUACGAAGAAGUAAAGGCGCCCACACGGCAUGGAUAACUCGACAUUCACAUCUAGUACUAUGCUUUGUGGCUCUUUGAUUACUCCACAUGCUACAGCAAGAGCCUGUACCGCAGUGGCUACAAUAAGUGAUGGAAACACAAGCCUACAAGCUCCAAAAAAAGAAAUUUCGACAAUUUUUAGCCCAAGGGGUUCUCCAAUGGUGACGUCAUAUCAAGAAAAUGGAACACGCAUGCGGAGAAAAACUGGAAGUCCUAGGAAUGAGUCGAACGAAGUUAUGGUCGGCGAAGCAUUCCCUUCGACUGAAGAUAAAAUAAGUCAAAGCCGAGUAUCAGACCUCAAUGAGCCACCAAGCGGUUCAAAGCCGUCAGAUUUCACAUUUUUUGCGGGAAAUUCGACUCUGCAUGGGAUAAACCAUAUUUUUGUUGACGGGAGAUGGACACUGCGAAGGUUGCUUUGGGGAGCGGCGUUCUUUACCUCAUUAGGACUGUUCCUGUUACAGGGUUACGACAGGUAUGCUUACUACGUUUCAAAGCCACAUGUAACUAAACUUGAUGAGCUUGAAGCAAAAAUCAUGGAUUUUCCCGCCAUAACGAUCUGCAACAUGAACUCGUUUCGAUUCAGUCAAGUAACAACAGAUGAUUUUUAUUAUGUUGGAAGACAAAUAUUCGAGCUUUUUGACGAUGACUAUAAUUUGAGGGAUGGUUACAGGGACGACAAGACUUGGGGCACAGUGCUGAAAAAAAUUCAACCAAUAUUGAGUCAGAAAAACGAUUUUCAACCUAGCAAAAAAGAUUUCAAUAUGUUUGAGUUUUAUAAUCGAACAGGGCAUGCUCUUGAAGCGACUAUUCUACAAUGCCGGUACCAGGGAAUCAACUGUGCACGUUUAAAGGAUUGGCAUGUCGUUUUCACAAGAUACGGGAAAUGCUACACUUUCAACUCUGGCGUUCAGUAUUCUCCUCUAACAACAUUGAAAGGCGGUAUAGACAAUGGUCUCGAACUUCUACUUGACACACAGCAAAAUGAAUACAUGCCUGUGUGGGACGAAAACGACGAGAUCUCGGUAGAAGCAGGGUUCAAAGUUCAGAUCCACGUUCAAGGGGAACCCCCUUUUAUUCAUGAACUUGGGUUCGGGGUGUCACCAGGAUUUCAGACGUUGGUCGCAACUCAGGAACAAAGAAUCACCUUUCUUCCAGCUCCUUACGGCGAAUGUGUGGAAGAGUUCGAUAGAAAGAAGCACUUUCAUUUUAAUGAUUACAGCAUAUCAGCAUGCAGGAUCACCUGUGAAACCAACUUUGUGCUGGAUAACUGUAGCUGCAGAAUGAUACAUAUGCCAGGUAAUGCAACAUUCUGUGACCCAGAGCAGUACAAGAUCUGCGCAGACAAAGCGCUUGACUAUUUGAUGGCGAAAGACAUGAAAAUCUGUGUUUGUAAAACUCCUUGUCUGGUGACCAGAUACAAUCUGGAAACAUCGACACUGCGGUUACCAAGCACACAAGCAGCAAGUUAUCUGGCUUAUAAGUACAAUGUUUCUGAAACUUACGUCAGAGAUAACUUUGUCAAACUGAACGUCUUUUUCGAAGCUUUGAACUACGAAACCAUUGAACAAAAAGUUGCGUACGAAGUUGCUGCAUUGCUUGGUGAUAUCGGAGGUCAGAUGGGCUUGUUCAUUGGUGCCAGUAUCUUAACCAUUCUGGAGCUUUUCGACUACGUUUAUGAGUUUAUCAAGGACAAAACUUGGGGCCGAAAUCUACGCAGAGCAAGAAGAGAAGCAGAACAACAGGCUUCUAUCGCUGCAACAACAUCAUUACUUGUUGAAAAGAGCGAAAAAGACGCAGUCAGCAACAUUAUGUCACCGUCAGCACAGUAUCACGCGGUACCCGGGACUAUAGCUAUGACAUUUCCGCAGCAGCGACCCAACCAUUUUAAUGGUAUUGGCGCCACGCCACCACGUCACGGCAUCCCUGUCUACAGUACGCAGCCACACCAAUACAUAAACCAGUCACGAAGCAUGCCAUACAGUGGUACCAUGCCUUACAAAUCCUCACUUAACUAUAGCGCGAACCAAAAUUCCCAGCGUGGGUCGAGAUACGCUGCAGAGGAGCCAAUGCCGCCCCCACCCCCACAGUAUUUGGGUCAAUCAAUGAUGACCCUUCGAGGGGAUUGUGGCGUGCCUGAAAUGGCCCUGACCAAGCGUUACAACGGAAGAGUCAUGGGAGAUGAAGGGCCCGUGAAACAAGCCUUAGUUACAAUGAUCUCUUACAUCUGGCCGAACAUGAUCCAAACAUAACUGAGGACGACGAUGACGGUGAUUAUCAUCCAAGACAUGGCAACCAUGUAUCUCAGCUUGCGGCCUACACAGCUGGUCUGGCAACCCUCCCACAUUUCAGAGGCGGUUUCGAUUCUGUAUCAACUGCAGUUGCUAUGGACGACUAUCGCCUUCAUUCCACCAAGUAGACCGCCAACGACACGCCUAUUCCCACAAUUUUGAUCACUCGCGUUCUCCAACGAAAGUCGACUACUCCAAAACAUUGGAAACCGAUAUACAUUAACGUUUGUAUUCCGGUUCAAGUUUAUUACUUUUACUCGAACAGAGGCAAACAAUGACGUCACAAGUGUUCAAUGACGACACUUGUGACGUCACAUAAACUAUUGAUAAAGUUUCUUCAGAUAAUAAACACAAAUCACAUUCGCAUGUCAUUGAUAUUAUGACCUCAAUUUAUUGCGUCGUUGCCAUUUGAUGACGUCAUAAAUGAGAACAGACUGAUUUUCUUUGCGAGACAAAGUGUAUUGCAUUCUUCCAUACUUCGAAAUAAGCUUUCCGCUUAUAACCCCGGUGCACGUUUUAACUGAAAAUCGGAGCUUAGGAUAUGGAAUAAAUAUAGAAAACAAAAGAUGUACCAAACUUUCAGUGGAGAUUGAGUAAGACUGAAUGCUUAUCCUUCCACUAUGUUUAUUCGCUGCUAAAGUGAGUCAAGAGUCUUGUGCACUAACACAAAUGUGUUUCUGAAUUUUUGCGGGUCCAACUACUUGUUCUUUUAUAUGCCUAUGCGCAAGUGAAUCCCGUAUGCGUAUGGAUGUUGAAGCAAGAAUAAAAUUGACUGUUCCAUUUGAAUCGUGAAUCUUGCUGCACGAUAACACAAUUGUAUUCAUGCGAGACUAAGUACAUAUUCCUCUUUGGUCCGUAUUCCUAUAAAGCGAGGAUGCUGUAGCAGAAAUAAAUAUUGCUGUUCUAUUUGUUAAGAGUCUUGCAGGGAUAUAUUUGUCUUGGAAAGUCUGACUUUGGCCAAGUGAAACGUUUCAGGAAUACAUUUGCGCUAGCGUGCAGCAAGACUCUUUAAACCAGUGCUUCCUAGCUCUUUUCGCUGUGAACUUCCAAAUUUAUAUUUAAAGUCGUAUGGACUUCGGAGUGUUUAUUGAAGAUAUCAAAGUUUAAUGAUUUGCUGUCUUAAAAUAACUUGGCUGAUUAAUUUGGGUUCCACGUUGGGAAGCCCUGCUUUAUAAACACAUACAAAUAUUCAUAUUAAUAGCGUCAAAAUUUUUCGAUCAAAUUUUGAUUAAUAAUCGCCAUAAAAGUGAUUUUCCGAUGUCGUUGUUUAUGAAAUAGUACGACGGAACACAAUUUUGGUCAUGUUACUUUAACAAGUUUGAGUUUUAUUCGCUAAAAAUGGAGAUUUGGAAUGUUUUUUUUUAUUAUUCGUCAUUUUGAAAUAUUGGUUAUAUCAGACUCUGUAAUUGCAUAUUUGAUCACUUAUUUUGAUAGCAUUUAUUGUCGAAAUUCAUUUAUUGAAUUAUUUAUUUCUUUGCUUGAGUUCCAGAUAAAGCAUACAUUGUAAAAAAAAUCAGCUGCUAUUGACGUGGAUGCCGUAACGCCAUAGUAUUAAAGCUUCAUAUUAUAAAACAUAUGGUCCUCACCCCCGCACAUCAGCGUGCGCUGGCCAGUCAUAGGCGUAACAAGCCAAAUUUUUCAAAUUUGCAAUAAGAUAUUCAUGCGCCCUUUUCAAUACCAUUUCACUCUAUUUUUGGAUGACUUACUGAAAACGGGACAUUUUCUGGAUUGCUAUCAAUAAUCCGUUCACCAAAUGAACCGAACGAGAUAGAGGAAAAUGCGUGCUUUUAUCUGGCUCCGUUCGAAGAAGCACCAGUAAACGUCGUAUUACGUCAUAAAACAAAAAAUGGGCAAACUACGCUCUAGAAGGCUAUAUAUUCAUAAUAAUCAUACAUGAAACCGCGUGCCCCGGUAACAUGUGCUGUGGCGACUAUGCCCGGAUGCUCAACGCAGUACGUUUCUAUAGAAGAUAACGACACGCCUGCCAUUGAAAUGGGCACCGUAUCACAGAGUACGAUUCUCGUUACCCUUGUGAGCAAGUCUCUGUAAUUAUUCCUAGUUCAAUACAACGGAUUUAUAUUUAUCGUAUAUUUCUUGAUCUCGCUGCUUUAUCUAUUUGUGUAAUAUUCGUUUGUGUAUUUGUGCAGCUUUUUUGCAUUUUUUUGUCACACUUGAAAUUAAAAUAUAGAUUGUUU
Styela clava is the source of this 4630-nucleotide messenger RNA. RefSeq names its product acid-sensing ion channel 1C-like. The record is from RefSeq and is a predicted model, not a curated record. Gene Ontology annotation, molecular function: ligand-gated sodium channel activity. Gene Ontology annotation, cellular component: plasma membrane. Gene Ontology annotation, biological process: sodium ion transmembrane transport. NCBI's taxonomy places the organism in Eukaryota, Metazoa, Chordata, Ascidiacea, Stolidobranchia, Styelidae.